Molecule: messenger RNA, 2820 nt
Organism: Theileria equi strain WA
Lineage: Eukaryota; Apicomplexa; Aconoidasida; Piroplasmida; Theileriidae
Exons: 2
Coding region: 1-2820 (939 amino acids)
Source: RefSeq, a predicted model, not a curated record
AUGAAUUUUUACGACAAAACAUACAACUAUUGCAAAAACAAUUUGGGUGUGAUGUCCCAUAGGCAGUUGGCUUCCUUUGGUAUAAUUCAAAUAAAGAUUGAUAAAUCAAAUCAGGACCUGUUUGAUAAAAUAUGUCUAAAUUUCCACCGCGAAUUAUCUCAGUCAAAGGCGAACUCUUUCGCUACAUUAUCAACCGUAAUUUUAAUAUCCUCGAUUGAGUUUAUUCCCCUGGAAUACCCUGUGUUGUUGAAGUAUUAUCUUUCAGAACGUUCUGAUGACAUGACCCCAAAGAUGCUAAAUACGUCACUAUCUGUACUAUCAAAGUUUCACCAUAGAGACACUGAAUGCUUGAACAAAUUGGGAUUAUGUAUCAAGAAGUCUCUUUCAUCAUACUCUCACAGCGAGAUAUCGUUGGCGCUGAAUCAGUUUGCUUCAUUAUCAUAUAAACAUAAGAUAUUAGUUUCUUAUGUUUCUAGAUCUCGGCUCUUGGAAACUUCGGAUACUAAAGAUCGUCUAAACGUUAUUUCAUCAUCAUGCAAUUUACUUUCUAAAGUAAAAUACUAUCAUGUGGAUUCUAUAAAGGCCCUUUCUCACUCUUCUAUUGAUUGUAUUGAGAAUAUACCAGAAAUAUCAAUAACGGAGUCGGAAUGCCACAGUAACACCACAAAUAAUGUAACUAAUUGUUCAAACAACACGGGUUUAGAAACUUCAAGUUCUGGCUCACACUCAGAGAAUCGGGGCAACUCAAUGGAUGAAUCCAUCAUCCUAACUACAGACACGAUAUUGGAUCUCUUUUCCCCGGGUAAAUCCGGUGAAAAUAUUGUAAACAUUAAAAAUGCUUUACCAAAAAAAUCUUCUCGUAGAUUGUUGUAUAACAGUGGUGAAAACAAUAAUCAUACACCUGCCAAGGUUUCUGAUGACUUAUCACUAUUAAGAGUUAUUCCCCGGUCAGCUGAUAUUUUACGGGCUAGAUCACUAACAGAAUGUAUCAUAGAAUUUAUGGAAAAACACUUUAAUGGUAGACAUCCUGCUAAUAGGCGACUUGAAAUGAGGAAUAAAAUGAUACAGCAACAUAAUAGCUUUGAAAGGAAACCACUAUUUGGAAAUAGCAUAUCAUCCCAUUCCGUACAUCUUGAAACGUUAUAUAGGGGCAAUUUUAAUCUUUCGAUCAAAAAAAUAAAAAAGAAAAUGCGUUAUUCGGGUAGUAGAAACUUACAGCCCACUUCAUUUUUUAUAAAUGAAUGUAAGAUUUUAAAACGUUGCUUUUUAUCCCCAUUCAAGCGCAUAUUCCAGCCAGAUCUUGGUGGCUAUAGCAAACAUUUGAUGAAUACAUUUCAUUAUGGCAAUCUGUUGGCGCUGUCUUAUUUUAUAAGGACCACCAAUACUAGAUUCCUGUUAUCACACAGGAACAAUAAUCAUAGCGCUACGACAAAUUUAUCUCUGAAAACUAUUGAAGAAGAUAUUUUGGAUAUUCCUGAAUCAUUAAAAAGGGAUACAAAGUUAAUGGAACCAUUUAUAUUGGAUCAUUUUGUUGUUAAUUCUUCUCAUACGUAUGUUGAUAAUAAGUUUUUGAUACCACCAGCUCCCACGCAUUCCAUAUCUAGUAAAAGAACUAGGAAUUUGUACCACAAAUUAAAGGGAAUGCAUGGCUCAAACCAAAUGAAUAAUUUAAUUCAGUAUAACAUAACUCAUAGCAUUUGGAAAAUGAUACCGCCGCAAACAGUUGAUCACAUGUAUGGCCAUAAAAACGACAUGUAUCAGUUAUUUCCACACAUUUCAACCAUAAUAUCAUCUUUUAAUCGAUUGAAUUUUGUUUCACUUGAUUUAAUAAAUAUGGUGUUGACAAAAGUUAUUCCACAAGUUUACAAGGCUAUAAAAAUAGAUUCUGAUACUAGGUCUUGCGAAAAAUCCGACAUACAAACUUUCAUAAGGUUUCUUGUCUAUAUUUUGGAAUCAAUAAAACCAGUUAUAAUAAGGGAUAAGUCUCACAAAUUAGCAAAGUCGCUCAUUUCGCUGCUUUGCUCAAAUGAUUUUAUUGCAAUACUUGAGGCGUAUUCUUCCAAUGAAAGCGGUAAAGAUGCACUAAACAAGGAUGUAUUUAAUCUCAUGCAUUCGUUUAAUACUCUGACAUUUGUCUGGUUUAAUAAAAUGAUCCAAAAUACGGAUGUUAAUAGUUCAAGUCUAUUAGAGUUUGAUGGAGGUUUCUCAACCAUUGUGGAUGUGUUCAAUAAACUAUGCAGGCUAGUUGGUGACCAAGUAAAUAGGGAAAGUACUGUUUCCUCGAUUUGUGUUCCAGACUUGAAUUUAAAAAUGACAAGGCUUUUGAACAAUUUGACGUACAAUCUGUGGUUUGUAGCCAAUGCGCGUAUGAGUAACUGGAGUUUUCAGGAUGGAAAUUUUGAUUACAUGUUAAAUCUUGCCAAUAAGGUGAGAUCUACCAUCAUUAAUGGACUUAAUGAAUUGGAAUUUGAUACAAACGUGAUUCAAUAUUCUGUUUGCACGUUGGCUAGACAUGCCAUGUCUCAACAAUACAUUGACAAACUAGCGAAUAAGGGCGCUCAUCAUACUAUUAAUGGUUUCGAUGAUAAUCUGAUUGUAGAAUCAGAUCCAAAAUUGGUCAAUAUCCUCUCAAAAUACGGUAUAACGAACAAGAUGAUAGAGAGCGCAAUAACACACUCACACAACUUAAAUACAAAGGAUAACUUACAGAAUUUUGUAGCAUUAAUGAAGUCUGAAGGGCAUUCUCCCGUUAUUCACAUGAAGGAUCGGAACAACACCCUACUGUACCAGUUUUUCAGUAAUCAUUUUAUCGCAUCUUGA